This is a messenger RNA of Aedes albopictus (Asian tiger mosquito), 3252 nucleotides long. RefSeq lists its product as uncharacterized. The record is from RefSeq and is a predicted model, not a curated record. Gene Ontology annotation, molecular function: nucleic acid binding. The transcript is spliced from 3 exons. NCBI's taxonomy places the organism in Eukaryota, Metazoa, Arthropoda, Insecta, Diptera, Culicidae. The coding region runs from base 1 to 3252 and encodes 1083 amino acids. Gene Ontology annotation, biological process: DNA integration.
AUGGCCACUACGACGGGAACUGAAGGAGCAGGAUCCGGAUCCACCGGUGCGGGUGCCGGAUUGGCUGCUGGUGCGAGUACGGGAUCGGUUGCCGGUGCCGGCGGCGGAGCAGGAGCCGCCCAUGGUGUUUUUCCAUUUGCUGGUAUGCAGUCCUCGUUCAUCAUCAACCCCCCCAAACCCCAACAACGAACGUAUGCUGAUAUUGCUUCUGCGCUGGAGGAUCAUUUCAAUCCGGAGCCGCUUGAAAUUCUGGAAAACUUCAGAUUCAAGUGCCGGCGCCAAGGGGAUGACCGUCCAGAUGAAUCCAUCGACGAGUACCUGAUCGCCCUACGGAAGAUAGCCAUCACGUGCAAGUUUGGCGAUUACGUCAACACGGCGUUACGCAACCAAUUCCUUUUUGGACUCAAGGACCGAACCAUCCAAGCUCGUUUGUUGGAAGUACGGAACCUGACUUUGAACCGGGCUCGAGACAUGGCGGUUUCCAUGGAACUGUCUUCUAAGGGAGGAAGAGAGAUCCAAUCCAGGCAGGACAGACCGGACGUCAACUUGGUCGAUCGUCAGAGGAGCUACAAAGUGCAGGCCUAUUCGGAUGUUCAUGCGCUUGCUGCUGCUGCUGUUCUGGUUCCGGGAAGGGUAACUACCAAACUGCCGAAGGUUCCUGCAACGAUUGCUGCUGCUACAUCGGUUCCGGAGCGUGUUCCUGCUGAACUACCGAAAGUUUCUACUGCUGAUGUCAAAGCGCUGGUACAGAGGUACGCGAAUCUCUACGACGACUCUAUCGGGAAGAUUAGAGGAUUGUCUGCAAAGUUACGCCUGAAGCCGGAUACCGUUCCAGUUUACAUCAAGGCACGACCGGUGCCGUUUUCUCUUCGUGGUGCUGUUGAACAGGAGUUGGAAAAGCUGGUGAAGGAUGGUGUCCUAGAAAAGGUCAACCACAGUGCGUGGGCCACGCCCGUAGUGCCGGUGAUGAAGGCCAACAAUCGGGUAAGAUUGUGUGGCGACUAUAAAAUAACAGUCAACCUAAACUUGGUCGUCGACGAACACCCGCUGCCAACUAUGGAGGAACUAUUUGCCAACGUUGCCGGAGGAGAUAAAUUUUCAAAGAUUGACCUAACUCAAGCCUAUCUACGGCUUGAAGUUGAGGAAGAGGAUCGUGAGGUUUUGACUCUGAUUACGCAUAAGGGUCUGUACCGGCCAACGCGAUUGAUGUACGGGGUCGCGUCUGCGCCAGCGAUAUGGCAACGGUUGAUGGAGGAGAUCUUGAGCGGAAUACCGGGCGUUACUGUAUUUCUCGAUGAUAUUCGUGUUACGGGCCCCAAUGAUCAAGAGCAUCUACGCCAACUGACGGAGGUACUGAAGCGCCUCAGUGCUUACAAUAUGCGAAUCAAUAUCGACAAAUGCCAGUUUUUCACCGACGAAAUAGAAUACUGCGGAUACCGAAUCGACAAAACCGGUAUUCAUAAGGUCCGUUCAAAGGUUGAGGCACUUCAAAACAUGCCGACACCUGCGAAAAAAGACCAAAUACGGACAUUCGUUGGGUUAAUAAAUUACUACGGGAGGUUCUUUCCCAACCUCAGUACGACACUGUACCUGCUCAAAAAUGCUGUUCCAUUCGUUUGGACGAAGCAGUGUCAAGCGGCAUUCGACAGCGUGAAGCAGGAGAUGCAGUCAGACAGGUUUCUUGUACACUACAACCCAUCGCUACCAUUGGUCCUGGCAACUGACGCGUCACCGUACGGGGUCGGCGCUGUAUUGAGCCACGUUUAUCCUGACGGCUCGGAGCGACCAAUAUCGUAUGCUUCACAAACGUUGAACGCAACACAACAGGCGUACAAGCAGGUUGACCGGGAGGCAUACGCGAUAAUUUUCGGAGUCCGGCGAUUCUACCAAUACCUGUACGGCAGACGGUUCAUUCUGGUCACGGACAAUGAACCCCUGAAGCAAAUCCUGUCGAACACGAAGGGCCUUCCGAAAAUGUCAGCGCUAAGAAUGCAACACUAUGCGAUAUUCUUGCAAUCGUUCGACUACAGCAUCCAGUUCAGACCAACGAAACAACACGGGAAUGCCGAUGCGUUCUCGAGACUACCGCUGAAGGAGAAAGUACCGGACAACGUUAUCGAAGAGGUGAACAUGAUCGAGACUUUGCCGAUAACUGUUGAAGAGCUCGCGAAGGCCACCGCUGCCGAUCAUACCGUGAAGGCGUUGCUGGAAGGUUUACGAACUGGAAGAAGUAUUGAGCCGGGUCACCGUUUUGGAGUUGAUGAGUCGGAGUUCACCGUACAGAAAGGCUGUAUUCUGCGCGGGAUUAGAGUGUACGUUCCCUCGAGUCUGCGAAAUAGAGUUCUCAGCGAACUGCACUCAACACAUUUUGGUAUGACAAGACUGAAGUCUCUGGCUCGUGGCUACGUGUGGUGGCAAGGUAUCGACGGCCAGAUUGAGGAGAUGGUGCGAAACUGCAGUUGCUGCCAAUCGACGAGAGCUGAACCGGCCAAAGCCCCAACUCGCUGUUGGCAACAACCGGUGAGACCGUUUGAGCGCAUCCAUGUGGAUUUCGCGGGGCCGUUCAUGCAAAGCUACUUCAUUGUGCUGGUAGACGCGUAUACCAAGUGGCCUGUGGUCAAAAUCCUCAACAACAUCACAACAGCGACUACCAUACAAGUUUGCCGUGAAUACUUCGCUACAUAUGGGAUUCCCUCAGUCUUGGUCUCGGAUCAUGGCGUUCAGUUUACUUCUGAAGCAUUCCAGGACUUCCUUCGGAAGAAUGGCAUCUACCACAAGAUGGGUGCACCAUACCAUCCGUCUACGAAUGGAUUAGCGGAGAGGUUCAUCGGGACAUUCAAGGCCAAGCUCAAGAGUUUGAAGUGCGACAAGGCGAUGCUGCAAGCGGAGCUGUGCAACGUUUUGCUCACCUACAGGAACACCAUUCAUCCAGCAACCAGACAGUCUCCGGCUAUGAUGGUCUACAAUCGUCCGCUGCGGUCUCGUUUGGACUUGAUGAUUCCGAAUCCAGAAACUGCCAGAAAGGAUGUUACAGAGAAAGUACGAAGCAUUCCGAAGGGGGCGAGAGUUGCGGCUAGAGACUACAUUGACAGCGACAAGUGGAAAUACGGAGUCAUUGCUGAAAAACUUGGAAAAAGUUGGAUGACGGAAGAACAUGGAAAAGGCACAUCGAUCAGCUCAGGGAAGUUGGCUCCAGGUUGGAGAGCACCAGAGUACCGUUGCCGUGUGAGUUACCGAAUAUUCCAGCUGUAG